CCGAGCAACUCUUUCGGCUGUCAAAAGGAGCCGCGAUGAAAGUUCAGUUCAGAAAUAGAACGAGGCCAACUGACUCCACGACGGGCGGGUGGGCAGCCGAGAUUUCCAAGGAGGAGGAAAGAUGGCUCACGCGAUUAUAGAAAGGUCUGUUUAUUGUUGUAAAGGGAGGAGACUCUCACCUGACUGAGAAUGGAAAGUGAGGCUGUGUUGAGCUGAGCAUGAAAGCUGCCAUGGACAGAACCUGGACAAAGCCAGAGCUUGCCAAACCACUGCUUUCAAGCGAGAGGGAAAGAGCAGAGGGGUCUGGAAAGAGGAUCCAGUCUCCCACACGCCCUUGCUGCCUUCGACUCACCGACCUCUCUGAAACAGACUUUGCCAAAGCUGAGCUUCAGACUAAAGCUAUGGACGCUGUUCCUUCUAAGUUCGAAAAUCCUAUAAGAGUUGUACUAUCGGCAGGAAAGUGACCUGGGAAUCCAUCACAGGCGAGGCAACUGGGUCCCGUGAGGAGGUGGUCUAAAUUAUCAUACCUUUCUGGGGAAAAAAACACUUCAGAUUUUGGUCCCAAAGAAAAACCUCACUUCUAAGGAAGCAUUAGCCAAGGCCAGCUGGAAGCAGGAAAACAGCAGGAUACGGGACGGGGCCAGGCUGUGAUCCAUUCACCUACAAAGGAUCCUGGAAAAUGUGGCAAGGAGCAAUCGUGGGCCUUAUCUGGGCAAUUCUGAGUCUCCCCAGAAUCAUCAAAGCUGGUGACCUGAUCUGUGAUUGCAAAGGGCAAUGUGAAAACAACACUUGUUCGGGGAAUGUGUGCUUUGUAAGCAAACAUAGGCAGGAUGGAGAACUCUUCAGCAGAAAAGGAUGCCUGAUCAAAGAGAAUGAGCUCUGCAGGGGGUCCACUACCGAUAACUAUGGCAUGAAAUGCUGCCAAUUCAGCAUGUGCAAUUUGAAUCUCACCAUCCUGUUGAAAGGUGAAGAGGAGACCAAAGAGGAGAGUCUGUCCCUCAGAGAUCUUCUCCUGAUUAUCCUGGUUCCUCUGUUUGCCCUGUUGCUCCUUGCUGUGCUGGUCAUCCUCCUGGUUCGGAAAGUGGUCCGGAAGCAGCAGAGACAAAUGCAGUUUGGGUCCUGUGAACUGGGGGACAUGGAUAUCAUAUUGAAGACAUCCUUGAUUGGCGACAGUACCUUAGAGGACUUGCUGAAUGAUGACUGCACCACCGGAAGCGGCUCAGGAUUGCCGUUCCUUGUCCAAAGAACGGUGGCUCGGCAGAUCACCCUGGUUGAAUGUGUUGGCAAAGGACGCUACGGGGAGGUAUGGCGCGGGACCUGGCAUGGGGAGAAUGUGGCUGUCAAGAUCUUCUCGUCCCGGGAUGAGCAGUCGUGGUUCCGCGAGACCGAGAUUUACAACACAGUGCUACUGAGGCAUGACAACAUCUUAGGAUUCAUUGCCUCUGACAUGACGUCAAGGAACUCCAGCACACAGCUGUGGCUGAUCACGCACUACCACGAGCACGGCUCCCUGUACGACUACCUGCAGUGCACUGUGCUGGACGUGGAGACCUGCCUGCGCCUGGCCAGCUCCAUUAUCUGCGGGCUGCUUCACCUGCACGUGGAGAUCUUUGGGACCCAGGGCAAGCCGGCCAUCGCUCACCGCGACCUGAAAAGCAGGAACAUUCUGGUCAAGAACAACAAGCAGUGCUGCAUUGCCGAUCUGGGCCUGGCGGUCAUGCACUCCCAGAGCAGCGACUACUUGGACAUUGGGAACAACCCGCGGGUGGGCACCAAGCGCUACAUGGCCCCGGAGGUUUUAGAUGAACAGAUUCGUAUGGAUUGCUUUGAAUCCUUCAAGCGGACUGACAUCUGGGCAUACGGCCUCGUCCUCUGGGAGAUCACCCGGAGAACAAUCGUUAAUGGGAUUGUAGAAGAUUACAAGCCUCCUUUCUUUGAUAUGGUGCCGAUCGACCCCAGCUUUGAAGAUAUGAGGAAAGUGGUUUGCAUUGACCAGCAGACACCCACGAUCCCAAAUAGGUUGUACUCUGACCCGACUUUGUCUGCCCUGGCUAAGAUCAUGAAGGAAUGCUGGUUCCAGAGCCCCUUGGCCAGACUCACAGCUUUGAGGAUUAAAAAGACACUGAAAAAACUCAGCAACUCCUUUGACAAACCCAAACAACACUCCUAACUGCAGGAACCAGCUCUGGGACCAGAGAUCAAAUUUCUGAUUCAUUGGCUCAGCAAGAAAGUUCAAGGUCACCCCUUCAACUUCCACUGCUGGUCCUCCUGGCCUCUGUCAGUGGCUACAGCAAACCUUGUUUGAAAUCCAGCCAAGAGGAUUUAGGCUACAGCCCCCACGACUAGGACUGAUCCUUUGCAGGAAAAAUUUCAUGGAACAGAUGAUGACUUCAGGCAUCCUUAAUUUGUUUUCUCUAGUUAAAAAAAGGAGGGGGACUCACCUCUCCUAGAACAUAAAUUAAUAUAAAUACCCCCUGGAUCUGUAACCUGACGCCAGCCCGUCUCGUCUCGCCACCAACACGCCUGAAAAAUGGGAGGGAUCCUACUUGUUAAGAGCACAGCUGCUCUGCCCAAAGGGGUGCUGCCUUGGAAACACCAAUUAAGGGUCAUUCAUAAGCCUGGGUUUAGAAUGAGCCUGUAGGGUGUAUAUACAUCUGUGUGUGUGUGUGUGUGUGUGUGUGUGUGUGUGUGUGUGUGUGUGUGUGGUAUGUGCAAAUGAGAGAGAAAGCAGAUGCAGUGGCACAUACUUGCAGGAAUGCAGUCAGAUUCGCAUACAUACAUAUGCAAGUGUUUUGUGCCAGAGGAAUUCGAGAGUGGUUUGCAUAUGCUACAGCGUUUUGCACAUGUACAAACAGGGAAGAUUGUCUAGAUAGGUAGACAUGUGUGAGUAUGUCAUUUUCUGUGUGUUUUUACCUGUGAGCCAGACCGAAAUGAGCCCUACAAAAUCAUCCUGGAGGUGUGAUGGAUUCAAGACAGGUAACUUGAUUGUACUGCACACAGGGUGCAUGGACAGAUAAGGAGCAGAGGCUGGGAGAGUUCCAAGGAAAGCCUUUCCUCCAUCAGAGUGGGUGGGCAUUCUCAGUGCCCCUAGAGAUUUGCCUGGUAAGAGCAGCUGCAGAGGCAAGAAGGAGGGACAGAUAUGUGUGGGGGCCCCUACUACCUGCCUGGCAUGGUUCAAUAUCUCUACCUUCUACUUGCUCACACACAUACAGGAAGCAUAGCUGCUGGCAUUCAUUUUGCAUUCUUUAAAACUGUUCCAGUGCCAUAUACCCUAAGAUUGGUUGAGUAAACUGGGUGGUUCAAUUUCAGUGCUCUUAACUGCUUUUCUGUUCUCCCAAAAUUGGAGAAAAGUGACUGGGAAAAUGUUGUCAGCCACACAUGAACCUUAGGGAGACUGAAUAUUUAACUGUGGUCUGGAUUUUUUCCCCCUUUAAGAUGGGCAAGCAUUAUGGAUGAACACCAAACCUUGCUUAUGGACUGGCUAGAAACCAUGGUAUGCAAACCAUAGUUUCAUGGUUCAUAGAAACUGAAUUGAAGGCAGCAGGUGUGGGUUCCCAGGUGGUCUGUCAUCCGGUCACUGGUCAGACCAGCCCUGCUUCACUUCAGCAGUGGGGAAAUAUAAAAUCUUGAACCAAGCAAGCCAUGGCUAAGACAGUUGAAAGGUAAACAACAAGAUUUUGCUGGUGUCUGCCUAUACCUGACUGCCUGGGAAACAAAACCAGGAUUUCAUUAUGCUGGGGAUCAAUCAGGGUUAAAGUGGCAAAACAGUGUUGCCACCUUCACCAGCCCACAGCCAUUCUGUUUGGAUGUUAUCUCUGCAUGGCCCACCCUUCUUAUAUACCCCCAAAGAUCUAAGACAGUUUGAAUGCAAAAGUCCAGGACCUGGCAGCUGGUUUAGUACAAUCAUUUAUGAGCCAGACUCGUUAAAAAGCCAAAUGCCAAGUCAACACAAGGCAAACACUUUGGAAUACUGAGCAUGGUAAAGCAACUGCUUUUGAGAAUUUACCAGUGGUGUGUAGAAAUCACAAGCUGAAAUGGGGAAGGUAUCUUGGUGUCUAUCAGAUGUUUUGGACUACAACUCCCACAAUCCUUGGACAUUGACUUUCCAUUCUAUGGGAGUUGUAGUCCAACAUAUCUGAAGGGCACCAAGUAGACAACCCAAUCUAACAUAAGAGCUGAUUCAAACUUUACACACAUGUGCACUCACGAACAUGGUGGUAUCAUGUACCACAUGAAAUGCUACAUUGGCAGGCCCCACACACCAUGCCCAUUGGUGCCAAGUGCCUCCCAGGAUGGGCUGUGCCUUUUCCUCCUAUGACUAGGCAGAUAUUGACAUAAGCAGUGUGUAAAUAUGCUGCGUGCACAGGAGGCUGGUGACUCUUGCAUCAGUGGAGUUUACUUCUUUUACUCUAAGCUUCAGGGGAGCGUCCAUGGAGCCAAAAUGGGUUCACCAUCAUGGAUAGCUUCCAUAAACUCCAAGUAGACAUUGCAGUGGAUAAGGAACUGCAGUAACUGGCUGUCACUAGGAGCACUGCUAUCUGGAAAUGCUUUUCUAGGGUGGGGGGCUGAAUAUUUUAAUCAGCUUCAAGGCUGAAUUUGAGAGAAUUAAAAGCUGCAGCAGAAGACCCUGGCAUCAACACGAAAGUUGUGGCUGUUCAUUCAGUGCACCUCCAGGUUGUCUUGUUACCUGCAAGGAAUUAACUUCCCUUGCCUUACAUUCUACAAAAGUAUUUAUACCCGCACAUAAUAUACUCAUGACAGGGCAGCUGAGUAAACCUUAGUGAAAAAUGUGUAAUCUCAUUUCACAAAGACUCAUUGUUGCUUUAAAAAUGUCAUUAUUUUGCACGGAAAUGAUUUUGUAUUUAUUAAAUUUGCACAAGAAAAAGGCA
Varanus komodoensis (Komodo dragon) is the source of this 4889-nucleotide messenger RNA. RefSeq names its product activin A receptor like type 1 (gene ACVRL1). The record is from RefSeq and is a predicted model, not a curated record. Bases 680 to 2170 code for a protein of 496 amino acids. Gene Ontology annotation, molecular function: transforming growth factor beta receptor activity, type I; SMAD binding; ATP binding. Gene Ontology annotation, cellular component: BMP receptor complex; plasma membrane. The transcript has 12 exons. Lineage: Eukaryota; Metazoa; Chordata; Lepidosauria; Squamata; Varanidae. Gene Ontology annotation, biological process: cellular response to growth factor stimulus; protein phosphorylation; BMP signaling pathway.